UGUUCUGUUUUUUUUUAGUUGGGUGCUGAGGUUUCCUGUGGGUUGUUUUACUGGAUCUUCUCCACAUGUUUUACUGUUGUCUUUGUCCUGCUGGAGGCCUGGCUGGCUUGGGUUUCCAGGGCUGAGCUUAGUCUUUUGUUCUGUGUCAGGAACAGAGUGCAAACACUAGAUCCCUUCAGGGUUGAAGGGAAAACAAGCUGGAGUGUUUGUUGUGUCAAUCCGUUAGCCGACCUUUACUUCCUGGAGGGCUGGAAAAAACCUGUCCAAGUACCUGUGGCCGGACUGGGUGUGACUGCAAAGAAGAGCAAACAAAGAGUGAGCAGCUGCGGAGACAGAACUUAGGCUUUUAGUCCGCAGCAGGGAGACCAGUCUGCAGCUCCUCCGACAGCGGGACAGUUUGAAGGGAUGUUUGGAACACUGUGUCAGUGGUUCUGGUGGGACAGACUCUGGCUGCCAGAGAGCCUGACAUGGGCCGACCUGGAGGACAGGGAUGGACGUGUCUACGCCAAAGCCUCACACCUGUAUGCCACGCCCACCUACGCGCUGGCCUUCCUCAUCAUCAGAUACCUGUUUGAAAGGUGGAUAGCAACACCCCUUGCAGCCUCUGCUGGCAUCAAGGCGAGAGUACACCAGAAACCAACAGACAACCCAGUUCUGGAACUGUUCUACAUAUCACAGUGUCGAACUCCAUCUCAGGUGCACAUUGAUGGGCUGUCUAAGAAAAGCGGUUUGUCAGUGAGACAAGUUGAGCGCUGGUUCAGAAGACGACGCAGUCUGGACUGUCCUGGAGUUCUGAAGAAAUUCACAGAGGCCAGCUGGAGGUUUGUCUUCUAUUUGUCUGCGUUCAUCGGAGGAAUCAUAGCACUUCAUGAUAAGGAAUGGUUUUAUGACACCCGGGAAGUGUGGACAGGUUUCCCAAAGCAGUCUAUGUUGCCAUCUCAGUACUGGUAUUACAUGUUGGAGAUGGGCUUCUACUGCUCUCUGCUCUUCAGUGUCGCCUUUGAUGUGAAAAGAAAAGACUUUAAGGAGCAGAUCAUUCACCACUUGGCCACUCUGGUCCUGUUGUCAUUUUCCUGGUGUGUUAACUACAUUCGUGUGGGAACGCUGGUCAUGCUCAUCCAUGAUGCCUCUGACGUUUUACUGGAGUCUGCAAAGUUGUUCAACUACGCCAAAUGGGAGAAAACAUGCAAAGCUCUGUUUGUUGUGUUUGCAGUGAUGUUUAUGGUGACACGGCUCGUCAUCUUUCCAUUUUGGCUGAUUCACUGUACCUGGGUCUAUCCCAUCCAUCACUACCCCGCCUUCUUUGGAUACUACUUCUUCAAUAUCAUGCUGUUGGUCCUCCUCUUUCUGCACGUCUUCUGGGCCUACCUCAUUCUCUGCAUGAUCAGGAAGUUCCUGUUUGGAACGCUGACCAGAGAUGAGAGAAGUGACAAUGAGGAGGAGGAGAGCAGCCAAUCAGAGGAUGAACGUGAACAGCACCAGCUGAGUAAUGGAGUAACAGUGGAAGCGAAGAAGAAGAAUGGCUGCUUUCGACAUUUGUCUACUCUAGAAAACAGCUCAAUGUCUUUUUGCUGAGUCUCUGUCAGUGAGUUUUAUCCAGCUUUGAGGACCUCCACUACCUGUAUGGAUUCAAACCCGUCAAUCUUCUUAUUGUUUUAGUACAUGAAAUAAAAUCACCUCUUCUCAAUAAUCAGUCUUGCAGCCAGGGGCCUUUAAACAAAGUUCUGGCUCAGGUUUGCCAGAAGGUUUGUGGGAGACAUCAGCUUACAUUUCACAUAUGUUCACAGUCUUUGUUCUCCUCUGUCAUGCAGCUGUCAUCAAGCCUCUCCAGUCAUAGCCACUGAAGAUUGCACCUCCUUCAUAGUUGAGCUAUUGCCAGGUUCAAAAGUUGAGAACCAAUCUCAAAUGGAUGUGUCAAACUCCUUUGUCAAUUAACAUAACUUCUCAAAAUCAAAACCUGAUCUGAAGUAACUUAAAGGUAUUCAGACUUGGGCUACAUCUGAAUACUCAUACUUGUGUACUAUAUAGUGUGAAAAAAGCAGUGUGUCAUAAUCAUAGACUGUCUUGGACAAAGUCUGCAAGAUGUAACCUGUAGGUUUUUUUUAUAGUGACACCCUUAUCUGGGUGUCCCCAUGUUGAGAGCCCCGCCCACACUGAUUCACAAUGAGCUCAUUUAUGCAUAAAGGGGCGGAACGUGGGUGAGUCUGUCCAUGAUGAUAAAACCUGAACAUGCCCUUUCAAGAACAAGCAUCAGCUUACAGGCCAACGUGGGCUGAGGUAUUUAUUAGAUCACAUUUUCUGGACUGGGUUUUGGUUCUUUUAACGGUUUACUUUGGUGUGAAUAUUGAAGGAUUAGAACCGAGAUUGAGGUCUGUAUGGGAAAAUAUUAGACUGAGGUGACAGCAAAAACCACAGAGGUCUGAUAUUCCCGUACAGACUGAGCAAGCAAGGUUAAUAAUUUGUUUAUUAUAUGGCUGUUCGGAGCUGUGUUUUCAUCUUGUUGGUCUUCAUUUUGCGUGUCCACUUUGAGCUCGUUUGCUGUUAAUUCUUCCAUUUCAAACUCGUCAGAGAAUGGUCCUCUUUGCCACUCAUAAUUUCUUUGUUUACUUUUAUUUUGUUUAAUUUCGCGUCAUGAAAAUUGUAAAAGUCGCAGUUGUGCUACGCGAUCCGGAGUGAUUGUCAUGGUAACAGUCUGAUAUGGGAAAAUACCAGACCGGAAAUCAGCCAAUCAGAGCGGACGUAGUGUCGUAGUCAUAUAAUAAACCCAGUUAUUUUCUCAGUAAUUGUGCAUUAAGUGGACCCAACAGAUGAAACUACCAACAGCUGCUAAACGUGCUAACACCGUUAUCACACAUUAAAUAAGUUGAGAGUUUCAUUCAGCAUGAAUAUUGCAACAGAGACGUCUUAGAUGAUCUGUUAGGACGUUUGUCCACAGCAAGACAGAUUAUUCCAGGUGUUUGUAAUAAAAUACUCCAAACAGAGAGAACAGCAACAACACAACAGCUAGCGGCCGCAUCGAGCAGACUCUGAGUAAUGGUCGGAGUGGCAGAGUCAAUGUACUCAGCCGCUGUCACUCAAAGCAACCACGCCCACAAUUAUACAGAAUUUUACUAAUUAAAACAUCUAAAGAACAUCUAAAACAUUUAAAGCAUCGAAAGAACAUUGUUAUGACCGGGCCUAGGGGUGAACCAAGGCAUGACAUAAAAAUGACUCCCCCACUCCCCAUUCCCAAGGAUGACCAAACUUCCAGGUCUGCAGUCCAAAAUACAACAAAUUUAUUACUGUUAGGGUGAGGAAAAGGCCAAAAUAACAAACAAAACAAAUUACCAAAAACCCUGUUGUUACCUAGUGCUCAAAUAAAACAACCAAACAGUGGUCCUACCUAAGCUCCUAACAGAAGAAAACUAUCAACAUAAUGUGGCUUCUCGCUCCUACUAACAAGAAAUGUUGGACUACUUUUCAAGAACAAAUAAUUACAAAAUUUACCCCCCCAAAAAAGCAAAAGAUUAACAAAAAAAAAACAAAAAAAAAAAAACAAGUGUCCUCAGACACACAUCAGUUGGGAGCAGGAAGAGUGUGGAGCACUGGAGGUUGGUUUUGGCCUUCCUUAUAAAGCCAGGAGCCUUCAUUGCUGGACCAAUCAGCUGGUGCCAUCUGUACAAGCUCACAUACAAGAGAGACUCACACA
This is a messenger RNA of Thalassophryne amazonica, 3688 nucleotides long. RefSeq names its product ceramide synthase 3a (gene cers3a). Gene Ontology annotation, cellular component: membrane. The record is from RefSeq and is a predicted model, not a curated record. Lineage: Eukaryota; Metazoa; Chordata; Actinopteri; Batrachoidiformes; Batrachoididae. Gene Ontology annotation, molecular function: DNA binding; sphingosine N-acyltransferase activity. The transcript is spliced from 11 exons. Bases 406 to 1575 code for a protein of 389 amino acids. Gene Ontology annotation, biological process: ceramide biosynthetic process.